Messenger RNA from Aphanomyces astaci, 2413 nucleotides. RefSeq lists its product as hypothetical. The record is from RefSeq and is a predicted model, not a curated record. The coding region runs from base 63 to 1535 and encodes 490 amino acids. NCBI's taxonomy places the organism in Eukaryota, Oomycota, Saprolegniomycetes, Saprolegniales, Verrucalvaceae. The transcript has 5 exons.
CUCGUAUCCUCCGACCAGAAGACUUCCUUCCGCGACUGCAUUUUGGCAUUCGUCACCGAAGCAUGUUAUCUCGACGCUUGUUCCUUCUUCGCCCCCUCGUGCGCGCCCCUUGGGCGUCCACAUCCUUCUUCUCCACCAGGAAAAACUACUUUGAGGAAUACGAGCGCAGCCUCGCGAGCCCAGAGUCGUUCUGGGCCGACGCCGCCAAAGACAUCCACUGGUUCAAGCCGUACUCGACCGUGUUGGACCAAUCCAACUCCCCCUUCAACAAGUGGUUUGUGGAUGGCGAGAUGAACACGUGCUACAGCGCCGUGGACGAGCACGUGGCCAACGGCCGCGGCGACCAAGUGGCAAUCCACUACGACAGCCCCAUGACCGGCACCAAGAUUGACAUCACGUACAACGAACUGCUUGACCAAGUGUCUCGGUUCGCGGGGGCGUUGGCCGCGGAAGGCGUGACCAAAGGGGACCGCGUCGUGAUCUACAUGCCGAUGGUUCCCGAGACGGCGGUUGCCAUGUUGGCCUGUGCGCGCCUGGGGGCGAUCCAUUCCGUGGUCUUUGGCGGAUUUUCCGCCAAGGAAUUGGCCAUUCGCAUCCAAGACGCGUCGCCCAAGGUGAUUCUGGCAGCCAGUUGCGGCCUUGAGCCCAAGGGCGUGAUCGAAUACGAAGCACUUCUCAAGGGCGCGCUGGCCCUCAGCACCCACCAGCCCCAGCGCUGCGUGAUCCUCCAGCGCUCCCAGUGCGAGUACGCCAUCGACUCGCCCCGCGACGUCUGUUGGGAUGCGUUUGUCCAGCAUGCGACGCCGCAUGCAUGCGUGCCUGUGCUCUCGACGGACCCGCUCUACAUUUUGUACACGUCUGGCACGACUGGCAAGCCCAAGGGCGUGGUGCGCGACAACGGAGGACACAACGUCGCACUCAAGUGGGUGUUUCAACACGUGAUCGGCCUGCGCCCUGGCGACACGUGGUGGGCAGCGUCCGACUUUGGUUGGGUCGUGGGCCAUUCGUUCAUCGUGUACGGCCCCCUCUUCCUCGGCUGCAAAACUGUGAUUUACGAAGGGAAACCAGUGGGCACGCCGGACGCAGGCGCGUUCUGGCGGGUCAUUGCCGAGUACAACGUCCGCAGCAUGUUUACAGCGCCCACAGCAUUGCGGGCGAUUCGAAAGGAAGACCCGAACGCGCUCCAAGUCGACAAGUAUGCGUCGCAAAUGAAAAAACACCUUCGGUCGUUGUUUGUGGCGGGGGAGAGAGGGGACCCAGCGACGAUCGAGUAUUUCAUGAAUCAACUCCGGAUUCCAGUCGUGGACAACUGGUGGCAGACAGAGAUUGGGUUCCCCGUGUGUUCCCAGAUGAUGGGUAUGAACCAAACCCGAUUGGACGGCCGCGAGUGCCCUGGAAUCAAGCUCGGGUCGGCAAGUCGACCUGUACCCGGCUUUGACGUGGUGCUGCACAACCACGACGAGCCCACGGAGGACCCGAAUGAGGUCAAGGAAGGCAGCAUCUUGCUGCGGUUGCCGCUGCCUCCAGGUGGAUAGUACCCUCACAAUAUAGUAGGUCCAAGGACUGAUGUAUUGCAGGAUGCUUUACAACGCUCUACAACAACGAAACUGAGUACGUGUCCAAGUACAUGGAGGAACACCCGGGCUUUUACACGACGGGGGACGCUGGGUUUAUCGACCCCGACAAUUACGUGUUUGUAUGUACAGUGACAGUUGAAACUUGUAACGGGCAAUGAUAUAUAUCAUUUUGGGCGUAGAUCAUGUCUCGUACAGACGACAUCAUCAACGUCGCGGGCCAUCGAUUGAGCACUGGCGCCAUCGAAGAAGUCGUCCAACGCGACGACAACGUGGCCGAAUGUGCCGUGGUCCGUCCCGUGUCUCAUGUUGGAUCGAUCGUGUGAAACACGCUGCUGUAGGUCGGUGUCGCAGACAACCUCAAGGGCCAAGUCCCGAUUGCACUCGUGGUGCUGAAAUCAAAUGCGAGCCAGUCCAAAGCCGAGGUCGCCGCGGCCAUCGUGAGGCGCGUGCGCCAAGACAUUGGCGCGUUCGUGUGCCUUCGAGACGUGGUCGUGGUGGAGCACUUGCCCAAGACCCGGUCGGGCAAGAUUGUGCGCCGCACGAUCCAGACCAUGGCUGACAAUAAACCGUUUGCAGUGCCCGCGACCAUCGAAAACGAAUCUGUCUUGGACGACAUCCUCAUGGCCCUCCAGUCCAUCGGGUACGCCAAGCACCCCCACCAUCUACGCCACCAACAAGUCGCAGCAGCACCCCACUAGCUACAGUAUGCACUACAGUAGAAGCCCAGUACUAACUACACUGUACUACUUCGAAGGAGUAUUAUAGUACCAGGACACUUGAAAAACAAAAUUGGUUAACUGUAAAAUGAUAAUACAGUACAUGUAUUGUGCUCUCGA